GUGGGUCCAGCUGUGCUGCAGACAGGAAGUUUAAUGCUGAAUGACGUUUUUUCAGAAACUUGAUUUCAGAUUGUUACCUGUCCCUCUACUUGUUAUUGACCUGUCACUGUUGUCCCCCCCCCCACCCAGGCAGUGACAGGACCUACCACCAGUGGCUGUUCACUGUGAAGAAAGGAGGCGGGGCUAUCUUCAACACGGUGAAGACCAAGGCGAACCCAGCCAUGAAGACCGUGUACAAGUUUGCCAAGGACCACGCAAAGAUGCGCAUCAAGGAAGUCAAGAGCCGGCUAAAGCAGAAGGAGCAGGCAGAAAACGGCUUCUCCACAGUGAGCUCAGCGGUUGCCUAUGACGACACAGCCAGUAGUGCGCUCAGGAAAGAGGGGCCUCUGCAAGCCCUGGACGACCACCGGCCAAUCACUGUGCAUUUUGGACAGGCUCGACCCCCUACGCUGCUGAAGAGACCGAGCAGCAACGUGAGUCUGGAGAGCACCGCGGACCAGUAAGCCUCCCUCAGCCCGCCGGCCACACACUCGCUGUCUAGAGGCCCGUUUGGCCAAUGCAUCCACUGUCAGGCCGUUCCAGCCCAUAAUAGACGGUGUUAACCAGAGAACUAGGAGGACCGGGUGUAAUCUGCAGAAAGUCUGCUUUUAUCAAAUAGAACACAGACAAUACAACCUAUGAAGAUAUGAUGAACAGUGUGUAUUAUACAUUCCUAUUAGACACACUCAAAAUAAAAAAUGUUUUAACCCAUACCAGCAAGAAAAAACCCUCUCUCAGUAGAUAAUAACUUUUGAUGAGAGAAACAGCCAAUAAGCUGGAGGUUCAGCUGCAGUCGCUCUGCAGUCAUGUGACCGAUGACAGGUUACCAUGGUAUUCUUUCUGAUUCAUAAAUGUUUUCUCUCAUUCUAAGUGUAUAAUAAUUACUUCCAUCCAUUUAGUAAGAAGAGUGCUGCUCACAGACAGUUCCACACACAUUGUAAUUUUUUAUAGCUCAGGUCAUUUUAUUAAAGAUUAUCAGAGUAUGCAAGAUAUAGAAAAAAUCCAUCCAAUCAAAGAUAUCCUGAACAUCUACCCAACCACCAGACCAACACUGCUAAAUGAAACUUCAUAUGUUUAUGUUUAGGAGAUUGAGAUGCAGAAUAAAGCAAAUAAUGAGAAAUCAAUAAGUACACAGCAGUAUCCAAUGUAAUUGGGGUUACAAGAAAGGUUGCCAAAUGGCAUAAAACCUCAAAAGAGACCCUGCAGAGAGAAUAUAUCUGCUCUGGUUUAAGAUAUUGCAUAACUUCAGACAUUC
Molecule: messenger RNA, 1294 nt
Organism: Etheostoma cragini (Arkansas darter)
Lineage: Eukaryota; Metazoa; Chordata; Actinopteri; Perciformes; Percidae
Product: DENN domain-containing protein 1A-like
Exons: 5
Coding region: 222-503 (93 amino acids)
Source: RefSeq, a predicted model, not a curated record